Acanthochromis polyacanthus (spiny chromis) is the source of this 5238-nucleotide messenger RNA. It is a transcript of the gene grik1a, whose product is annotated as glutamate receptor, ionotropic, kainate 1a. Gene Ontology annotation, molecular function: kainate selective glutamate receptor activity; transmitter-gated monoatomic ion channel activity involved in regulation of postsynaptic membrane potential. Gene Ontology annotation, cellular component: postsynaptic membrane; presynaptic membrane; plasma membrane. The transcript is spliced from 16 exons. The record is from RefSeq and is a predicted model, not a curated record. Gene Ontology annotation, biological process: monoatomic ion transport; modulation of chemical synaptic transmission; synaptic transmission, glutamatergic. NCBI's taxonomy places the organism in Eukaryota, Metazoa, Chordata, Actinopteri, Pomacentridae. The coding region runs from base 347 to 2998 and encodes 883 amino acids.
UUGACACCAACUCCUGCGCUUUCACUCCCUCCAGUUUCUGCCUCCUUGGAGGCGCACAGGCUGGUGGUCACUCUGGCUCACUCCUUUCCCCGCAACCAGUUUUUGUUUAUUUAGAAGAUGUAACCUCGAUUAAUUUUGCACAGCAAAACUGGAUACGCGUGACUCGCAGUCAACAUUUUUCGUUUCUUUUGCGCUACGGAGUGAUGCGAAGUGGAUGGAACGCACUGGGAAUAAAACUUGGGUUGCGCACUGGCGUGGCACGUCAGUUGUGUCCGCGCUUGGAUAGAUAGAGGCUGUUUCUUUCUGUCAUGGUCUCAACAUUCGCGGUGAGUUCGUCUGGAGCACUAUGGAGGGAAGAAAGAGACUUUUCUGCUGUAUUCUCUUCGCGGCGCAGCUUUGCCUGAGCUCGGCACAGGUCCUCAGAAUCGGUGGCAUCUUUGAGACCCGAGAGAGCGAGUUGGUGAGCAUGGACGAGCUCGCUUUCAAAUUUGCUGUGAAUAACAUAAACCGCAACAAGACCCUGAUGCCCAACACCACUCUGACCUACGACAUUCAGAGGAUCAACCUCUUUGAUGGAUUCGAGGCUUCCAGGAGAGUGUGUGACCAGCUCGCUCUCGGGGUGGUCGCAGUGUUCGGCCCUUCUCACAGCUCCUCGGUCAGUGCUGUUCAGUCCAUCUGCAAUGCUCUGGAAGUCCCUCACAUACAGACACGCUGGAAACAUCCGUCAGUGGACAACAAAGACACCUUCUUCAUCAAUCUGUACCCUGAGUACACCGCCAUCGCCAGGGCCAUCCUGGACGUAGUCACAUUCUUCAAAUGGAGGAAGCUGACGGUGGUGUAUGAGGACAGCACAGGUCUGAUGCGGAUGCAGGAGCUGAUCAAGGCUCCAGCAAAGUUCAACUUGAAGAUCAAGAUCCGCCAGCUCACCCCGGGUAACCAGGACGCUCGACCGCUGCUUAAGGAACUGAAAAAAGACAGAGAGUUCUUUAUUAUCUUUGACUGCUCCUAUCGCAUGGCUGCAGAGCUCCUGAAGCAGCUUUCAUCGAUGGGGAUGAUGACCGAGUACUACCAUUUUUUCUUCACGACUUUGGAUUUGUUUGCGCUGGAUUUGGAGCCGUACCGCUACAGCGGGGUCAACAUGACGGGCUUCAGGUUGUUGAACAUUGAUGACCCGUGGGUGACCUCUACGAUGGACAAAUGGGCCAUGGAGAGACUGCAAGGUCCCAAACAAGAGAUGGGCCUGAUGGACGGAGUCAUGACUACAGACGCAGCCUUGAUGUAUGACGCAGUGUUUAUGGUCGCUGUUGCGUCUCAGCGAGCCACUCAGAUGACCGUCAGCUCCCUGCAGUGCCAUCGUCACAAACCGUGGCGUUUUGGACCGCGCUUCAUGAACCUUUUCAAAGAGGCACAGUGGGAUGGACUGACGGGGCACAUUGUCCUUAAUAAGACAGAUGGCCUGAGGAGAGACUUUGAUUUGGACAUCAUCAGCCUCAAAGAGGACGGCACUGCCAGGAUUGCUGUGUGGAACUCGUACAAGGGGAUGAACCUGACGGAGAAGUCCAAUCGAGACAAGAAUAACAAUGUGACAGACUCUCUGGCUAACAGGACUCUUAUUGUCACCACAAUACUGGAAAAUCCUUAUGUGAUGGUAAAGAAGUCAGACAAGGAGCUGGUCGGUAAUGACCGUUAUGAGGGCUACUGUCUGGAUCUUUUAAAAGAGCUCUCCAACAUUUUGGGUUUUACGUAUGAAGUCAGGCUGGUGGGGGAUGGCAAAUACGGAGCCCAGAAUGACAAGGGGGAGUGGAACGGGAUGGUCCGGGAGCUGAUCGACCAUGUUGCAGACCUUGCUGUAGCUCCUCUGACCAUCACCUACGUUAGAGAGAAGGUCAUCGACUUCUCCAAGCCCUUCAUGACUUUAGGUAUCAGCAUCCUGUACCGGAAACCUAACGGCACCAACCCGGGCGUGUUCUCCUUUCUUAAUCCUCUGUCUCCUGACAUCUGGAUGUAUGUGCUGCUAGCCUGCACAGGAGUCAGCUGUGUGCUCUUUGUGAUUGCCAGGUUUACUCCGUACGAGUGGUACAACCCACAUCCAUGCAAUCCUUCCUCAACUCUGAUACAAAACAAUUUCACUUUACUCAACAGUUUCUGGUUUGGCGUUGGAGCUCUCAUGCGGCAAGGCUCAGAGCUGAUGCCUAAGGCCCUGUCUACCCGUAUAGUUGGGGGUAUCUGGUGGUUCUUUACUUUGAUCAUCAUCUCCUCCUAUACGGCCAACUUAGCAGCCUUUCUGACUGUGGAACGAAUGGACGCGCCCAUCGACUCGGCAGACGACUUGGCCAAACAGACGAGGAUUGAAUAUGGAGCUGUAAGAGACGGAUCCACAAUGACCUUCUUCAAGAAAUCAAAGAUCUCCACCUAUGAGAAGAUGUGGGCCUUCAUGAGCAGCAGGAAGAACACGGCUUUAGUCAAGAAUAACAGGGAAGGCAUCACUCGGGUCUUGACAACAGACUACGCCAUGCUGAUGGAGUCCACCAGCAUCGAGUACAUCAGCCAGAGGAACUGCAACCUCACACAGAUCGGAGGCCUCAUAGACUCCAAGGGCUAUGGAGUGGGAACACCUAUUGGUUCCCCAUACAGGGAUAAAGUCACCAUCGCCAUCCUUCAGCUGCAGGAGGAAGGGAAGCUGCACAUGAUGAAGGAGAAGUGGUGGAGAGGAAACGGCUGUCCAGAGGAGGACAACAAGGAGGCCAAUGCCUUGGGCGUGGAAAACAUUGGUGGCAUCUUCAUCGUCCUGGCAGCCGGUCUGGUUCUCUCCGUCUUCGUGGCUAUAGGAGAGUUCAUCUACAAGGCCCGCAGGAACGCUGACAUAGAGGAGGCCUUUUGUUUCUUUUAUGGGGUUCAAUCCCGUCAGUUUCAGCGUCGCGGCUCCACCUCCUCCUCUGGCACCUCUUUGUCUACCGAUCUGGAGAGCGGCAGGCUGCUGGGGGAUGACACAGAGUAGCCGUGGCAGCACAUUUACUACAUCACAUACUCACUCUAGAUGAUAGGUUUGUAACCAGUCAUCCCUCCCACUGCCCUUGUUGAAAAUAUCCCAGCAUACCUUGCACCUUCACCUGCAGUUUCACCCAAUCCCAAUUACUCGACUUUCAAAGCUUGACCCUCUGGAUUUACCUGACAAAUGUCUGUUUUGUCUUGUGGUUGUGUUCAGCUGCGAUGUCAGUGAACUUUCCGGUACAACUUCAGGCCACAAUAGACUGCCAGCUUUAUUCUUGUUAUUGUGAAACCACUGAUACAUUCAGGCAAUGUGGUUUCACACAGAGUUCCUCUUAACACUCAGCCAUAGAGUUUCAAUAACUGGGUCUUUUUCUUCAGUAAAACAGAAAAUUUUUGGGACUGGCAAGCUUGAAUACAUCUUAUCUUAAUUAUAAGUGACCUCUCAUUUGCGUGCUCUCAUAUGUGAGGAGCACUUAUCUGAUUGAAGCCUACAAAUAUGGACUUUUAUGAUAGAAACACUUAAGACAUUAGGAAAGUGUGAGUGGUGUAUUCUUGUCCAAAAUUAUGAAAUUCUGUGUAAUUUUCAAAUUGCAGCAUCUUAUUUCACUCUGUAUAAAAAGUUAUGUGUGGUGUUAAGCUGUUUUCUUGCAUCUGGUUAAGUAGUUUUCCAAUAGAAGUUUUGGUCUCAGCAGACAAGUGUGUGUGUUCUUAGGAUGCCUUUUGGGAAAUCAAAAGAUAGGAAAAGUUAUUUGAAUAUUUUCCUUCUCAUUAACCUCGUUGGUGGACUGGUUUGGUUGACUGAAAUUCGAUUAACAGUGAUUGAACAACGUGUCGAGUUAAGAUGUCCCCUGACACGAACCGAGGGCCAAAAGUAAAGUUGUAGCAUCAUAAAUAACCUUUGGUGACUGCAGAACAUUUUAACUGAAGUAAUGAUGGAUGGGACCACAGAGGAAUAUACAUUUCAAGGGCUUUUCUGCUCCCCUGCACUGACCUUGUCAUCUAGAUCCAUCUGUCUCUGAAGUACAACCCAAGAAAUAUUAGGAAAUAUUCAGUUAGGUAUGGCAAUUAUUAGGUACAAAAAAUAACCGAUGCCACUUGCACUGAAGGGCAUAAAAUCAGUUCACAUAACGAAUGCAUAUUAUAUAAACCCUUUAGUAAAGAUACCUGAUUUUGUGUUGUGUGUCUAUGUCUGUGUGUGCAAAGGUGAAAUACACUCAGAGUGCUACGUGACAGGAGUCUGUAACUCUGCGAUAUGACAAGUAAAUUAAUUUCAACUUCAUACUUGAUUUAGUUCCAGUCAGGCAUGGUUAUAUUUUUACAAUGUCCUACUAAGUCCAAAGCAUAUAUAACUUCAGUCUGUGGUUUUUCGCAGCCUGUAAGGGCAGAAUUGGGAACACGGUAGGCUUUUUCCACUGAUGCUGAGUGUUACUGGUAUUCGUGGGAAACCCUGCAUGAAGCCACAUUUGGUUGAGAAGUCUUAGGUAAAGUCUAAAGAUAAAAGGAGGCGAUCUUCGGGUGUCUUUGGCUCUAAAGACCCAACAGAUAAACCGAAAACUUUGUGCUGCAAAUGAUGAUUUGCAAAAUAAAUUUUGUGAAACACACCAUCCAAAGGGGAGCAAAAAUAAACGGCAAAUAAGCAUGAUUGAAGAUUAAUGUGUUCAAUGCAAUGUAAUAUUCAGCAAAUUUCCUGGGGCUUUUCAUUUCAGACGGCCUUCUCUUUGAUAAUUUCAAAUUAUUACUAUAUUAUGAAUUCAUAGCUUCCUGCAGUAGGAUUCUGCACAGCAGACCCUGCCCUUCAUCUCUUGUCUGUGUAAUUGGAUUUUAUGAUGAGACAACAGGGUCUUUUACAACUCCUUUAGAUACAUUUACACUUCAUGUGUGGUUUGUCAUUUCUGCCCAGCUAACUUGAGGUUAUUGGCUGCUUUCAGCUGCACCCAAACUCCCAGAAGCUGAUUCCAGUAAUUCCAUAACCAGUGCAGUUACAUAGCAGAGAUAUAUUAUUUUUAUGUUAAUACAUUCACAGCCUUUAAACUCAUUGCCAAAGUUCAUAGCGAUUGUACUGAAUUUAUUGGAAAUAAUCUUUAUUGGUGUCUUAAACCAGGCUUUUAAUUAUUCAUCUCUUUGGCAGUGCAUGUCUUUUAGCGCCGUUAUGGAGGAGUUGGGCAUCUCCCUGCAGUGUUACAAAGGCAUCCGGAGGAGGUCGCGGCCUCAUGGCGGGGCGAGGUCGGCUUGCAUCUUCUGUCAACC